Molecule: messenger RNA, 2123 nt
Organism: Agrilus planipennis (emerald ash borer)
Lineage: Eukaryota; Metazoa; Arthropoda; Insecta; Coleoptera; Buprestidae
Product: neuropeptide Y receptor type 6
Exons: 5
Coding region: 152-1516 (454 amino acids)
Biological process (GO): neuropeptide signaling pathway
Cellular component (GO): membrane
Molecular function (GO): neuropeptide receptor activity
Source: RefSeq, a predicted model, not a curated record
AUAUUACGAUAAAAAUACACAUAAAUGUAAUAUUAUUUUUAUAGCCGUGUAAGUACGUUUCUGUUGCUGUUUUCUACAACUUUAUUUCAUUCAACAUAUUUGAACUCACCACGACGAAAUGUUAACCAUCAGUUACAGAAACAAGUAAAUAAUGGAAAGUGCACCUUUUAAUACGUUAUUGUACAGCAUUGCAUUUUACGCAGAUGUAGACGAAAACGUACGAUGGAAAGCCAGAAAUGUAAGCUCCUUGUCGUAUAUAUCUCACGAAACAUUAAUUUAUUUAACAUCAGAUGAACGACUUAUAUUUUUGGUAGUUUACCUGUUUUUAUUUAGCGUUACACUUGGAGGAAAUAUUGCUGCUAUAAUAGCAACGUGGCAAAGUAACCACCGUUUCCUUCAAAAAACUUGUACAGUAACGUUAGCAAUUAGUGACUUAAUUACGGGAACUGUUAUAGUUGUUUACAGUUUCGACAAUUUUGUUCAUCCGUACGUGACGUGGGAUUUGGGCAAACUUAUGUGCCAUUUUGUGCCUGUUUUAAAAACUUUCGGUAGUCUUAGUAGUUGCAUCGCUAUCGUUGUCAUUGCGCUAGAUCGAUAUCGUAAUGUUGCCAGAAAUCGGAAAUGUGAUCCACCAAAAUGGAUCUGUAUUUUCACUGUAAUCAUCAUAUGGAUACUGUGUGCGGGUAUUUCUUAUCCCAUCUACGACCUCUUUCAACAUGGAUUUUUUUAUAUGGACUAUUCGAACGGAAAAGACCCAGACAUUUCUGUCGCCUACAUUUGCGUCGCAAUGGAAAAAGAAAAACUGAUGAUAUACAAUUUGUGUAUAACGAUCCUUAUUUUUUUGCCAUUGAUAAUAAUUUUUUGUUGGCUCUACAUGAAGAUCGCGGUCAUCGUGUGGAAACAUAGAAAACUCAUUACAAACAUUCCCAAAAGAUACGAAACGUCGAAUGCAGAAAAUUCUACGACACAAACGAGCUUAAACGAAGUAACAACUGCUUCCAAAUCCUCCAAUCCGCACGUAGAACUGAUGAUUAAAAUGAAAAGAACGCGGGCAGAAAGAAAAGUACGGACCUUUAAAAUCAUCGUAGUCCUGGUAUUUGCUUUUGUAAGUUGCAGACUUCCCUAUCACAUUUUCGACACGUUAAGAACCGUGAAAACGUUGAACGAACACAAGCAUUGGAUUAUGAGAUAUGCAUUCAACGCAAUCAGUUUGUUAAGUUGCGCUCUAAAUCCGCUCCUGUAUACUUUUUUAAACCAAACCAUAAAGGCAUGGAAGAAAAGUUUCAACGCCGUAGAAGAUUUCCUUUGCAAAAUAUGUUGCUGUUUCUGUUCGAACGACGAGUUUGACGAGUUCGAAAAUGGAAAACCCUUUAUCGUGGGCACUUACGAAAAAAAUACAAACUUUUCAAAAAGUACGUCGUACAGCAAAGUUUCGAGAAUUAGGGCCAAAGACCACAGAACUCACUUGCCGGCAAAUGCCCAUGAAAUUUUCAACAAUAAAAAAACAUACUAUUGAAAAAAUAUAAUAUCUACAUAUCUACCAGUGUACAAAUUUGUUUUAUCGAUCGAUGAUCAAUACAUAGCGUUUUGGACUACAAGGCAUAGUAGAUAAACCACCCAGCAAUGGUUACACCAUCAGCAGAUGGACUUACGUGUAUCAUUGAUAACGUUCAACUUUGGGUGGGUCUCACUAGAAGGAAGAUGCAAACAUAAAUAUGUGACCAGAUCUCAGAUCUCUCUCUCUUUUUUGUGUUUGGUUUACACAUAACGAUAAUCCAAAAUGUAGAACUAAACUAAUGCUGUCCUAAUUCGGGUCUAAAGGCCGUCGUAGAUUAGAGUUCACAUCCAGCAUCGGAGAUGGAACGAUCUCUGAAGAAGCCCGCCACUCAUGCUAGUGAAACGUUUGGAAGCAACUCCAACCGACAACGGCCUUUAGACCUUAAUCAGGAGAUCAUUAGUUCACCUACGGGCUGGGGAAGUCUUCACCAAUUUGUCGCAGAAUUUAUCCAAAUAUUCGAGUAUAUUGUACAAUAACGUGUGUCGCUGCGUAGUUGUUGGUGGAUUGUAUUUAUCAAUUUUGUUGUCCAAUUGUUCUUUCAUCAUCAACAUAGGGUCUUCAGUUC